Aplysia californica (California sea hare) is the source of this 1338-nucleotide messenger RNA. Its product is annotated as YEATS domain-containing protein 4. NCBI's taxonomy places the organism in Eukaryota, Metazoa, Mollusca, Gastropoda, Aplysiida, Aplysiidae. The transcript is spliced from 7 exons. The record is from RefSeq and is a predicted model, not a curated record. Bases 61 to 741 code for a protein of 226 amino acids. Gene Ontology annotation, biological process: regulation of DNA-templated transcription.
UUCAAGGACUCUUCAGACUCUUCAGUCAUAGAAACAACAUUUUUGAGGAAUACGUCGAAAAUGGCGGCCUCCAUUCAAGACAACACUGGAAGAUUGAAGGGUGUGACUGUAGUAAAGCCAGUUGUGUAUGGUAAUAUCGCACGUUACUUUGGGAAGAAAAGAGAGGAAGAUGGCCAUACUCACCAGUGGACAGUCUAUGUCAAGCCAUACAAGAAUGAGGACAUGUCUGCAUAUGUCAAAAAGAUCAACUUCAAGUUACAUGAUAGCUAUCCUAACCCUAAUAGAGUUGUGACAAAACCUCCUUAUGAAGUGACAGAGACUGGAUGGGGCGAGUUUGAGAUUAUUAUUAAGAUUUACUUCAAUGAUCCUGCCGAGAGACCAGUGACCAUCUAUCAUUUGCUGAAACUAUUUCAAAGUGAAACAGAUGUAAUGCUUGGCAAGAAGUCGCUUGUUGUCGAAUACUAUGAUGAAAUGGUUUUCCAAGAUCCCACCACAGCCAUGAAUUCCAUGUUGGCCAACACAACAUCCCUGGGAAUAGGGCCAUACAAACAUGAGACUGAUUUUGAAGAGAAACAAGAAAGGACCAAGAACAAGAUCACUAAUGCCCACAGCAAGAUACGCUUUGAAAUUGACCAGAUGAAUGAUAAACUCAAGAAGUCCAAGGAUGCAAUUGCCAAGAUGAAAAAAGACAUUUCAAAAUUGGAAGAGUCAGUCACAGUUGAUCCUGACAUAUCAUUAUAGCAUUUCUUUUGUAUGUAUGUUGUAUAUUUGUUUUUCAGUGUCUUUUUGUAAUAUAUUGCAAUUUAGUGUUUCUUCUUGUGUGAGUAUUUUGAUGCUGAGAAAGAGAAGCAAGGUGUGUAUUUGGUAGUGUGUGUGUGUGUGACUGAUGUGUGAGGAUUAUAUGAUACUGAUACGUUGAAAAUAAAAAUCAUUCAUUGAAACCUCCUCUAUUGUAAAUUCAUGCAAUACAUGUAUAUUGUGGGUUUGUACAGCAUGAGUAUUUGAUAGUGAGGGUAGCACUGACACUCAGUAGUUAAACAAGAAAGCUUUUUUCCAACUUAGAAAUGCUUCAGCAACUGAUAAUUAAGCUCUGUUCAGAUGCUUGAAUUUCAAGUUAAGGCAGCAAAUUUCAUUCAUUUUGUUCAUUUCAAAAACUUCUCACAGACUGUAUUGCCCGUUUCAUAUAAAUAUGAACACUUUUUUACCAUUACCAUGUAAACUGCUGAAGCGUUGGUUGUAAAUAGCUUUAUCUAUUGCUUUCAGUACUUUCAGUUGCUAAGUGAAUGCUUGAAAAGGAUGUCAGUUUAGAUGUGCAAUGAUUAUGAAUAUUUUUUAUGA